Molecule: messenger RNA, 3054 nt
Organism: Effrenium voratum
Lineage: Eukaryota; Dinophyceae; Suessiales; Symbiodiniaceae
Source: the annotation of a GenBank genome assembly
GCUUCUGUCUGCAUUUUGUUUUGGGGGGGCUCCUUGGGAGCUCGAACGUCCGCCGACGAGCCAUGCGGCUCAAGAGCGACCUCAAGAUGGACUCGGAGGACCAGCACUGGCUCCAGCUCAUGCCCCUCUCGGGGGUCAUGUGGCGCGAGACCGAGCUUUGGGGCGACAUCGCGCUGGAGCUUCGCAGGCCCGACUCGGCCGCCAGGUGCAUCCACGAGAGCUGCAGCUUCUGUCGGGAGCGUCCGAAGACGGAGACCGCCAGGCUCAGCCCAUCCACGCCAGAGGAUGUGAGGCUCACGCCGCUGCCCAUGGUCUCGCCCUAUGCGGGUCCUCUGUGCAGCCGCCGCCGCCGGAGCGCCAGGAGCCAGCGCGAAUACUGCAAGCGCCGGGAGAAGGCCUAUGGAGCCGGGGACAUCAGCCUCACACGAAGCACGGUGGAGAUGCAGAUGCCGGCCUUCCGCGUGCUGCGGGAGGACGUGGUGCGCCUGGACGAGGCCAAGCACACGGCCGCGGAGCUGCUGCAGAGCCAGAACCGCAAGAGGGAAGCGGCCAAGUUCGCCUCGCGCCCGGGCACGCGCUUCGGCACCGAGCGUGGCGGGCGCCGCGGCGGCCGCAGCCCCGCGUCGGGGCGCAGCUCGCCGCGGGCGCGGAGGCGCCGGGCGAAGCUGUCGGCGUCCUCCGCGUCCUCGGAGGACGACCGGACCUCCGAGGACGUGCAAGCCAUCUUGCGCUUCCGGGAGCGUCGCCACUCCGCGCUCUGCGAGCGCCCUCCCGCAGCACCAGAGGAGAAGGACCGGCGGGUGGAUCUGAAGCCGACGGUGAGCGUCUCCUUCGCGGACCGCAGCAGCUCCGCGCACGAAGAGCCCAGACCCUGGAGCCCCUCCAAGCCGGCGAGUGUGGAGAACGACCUCACAACGCGGGGGAGACGCUUGAUCCACCGGCAGAAGCAGAAGUUGGCCUUGGACCGCUCGGUGAUACGAGCCGACCGGCGGGCUCACAAGGCGGCAGCAAACGUGCUGCGGGAGAUGGCUCGGCAGGCUCUGCUCAAAGAAGGCGAGCGCAUCGCUGAGCUGGUGCGGGAGAAGGACGAGCAGAUGGUCCUCACAGACUUCGAUCGAUAUGACGAGGACGGGGACGGGCUGCUGCAGCUCACGGAGAUCCGUGGGGUGCUGGCGGACGCCGGGUUGCUGCCCAGCAGCGAUGAGGAGAAGGCCGGUGUCCGGCGCACCGUGGUGAAUAUGGUUAUGAAGGUGGAGGACGGGGAGACGGACGAGGAGAAGGAGCUCACGGAGGCCUUGGGGAACCCCGCCCUGGUCCAGCAGCGCCAGGAGGAGUUGGCGCGGUCCGUGGGCUUGGUGAAGGAGCAGCUGCCGGAGCUCCUGCAGCGCAUCAGGAAGAGGCUGAGGGUCGCGCGGCAGAAGCUGCACUUCGCCCACUUCACGCAGUGCGACGCUCAGGACGAGGGCGAGCUGGAGGUGCAAGACAUCCUCAAGCUGCUGGAGGACCUAAGGGCGUUGCCGGAGACCGAGGAGGCACGGAGUGACUUCGCACGGUGGCUGCUGAGCACCGUCAAGGGCAAGGAGCAGAAACCUGCGCCGUCGGCGUCGCAAGCGCCGCCCGCGCCGGCGCCGCCGGUACCGGCCGUUCCGGCCGUUGGUGAGAAGCAGCGCAGCCACAAGCGCGCGAGCACCCUCACGGUGGCCAAGGCGAAGCGCCUGGCGCGCUCAGGGUCCAAGUCCCCCUCUUGGAGCGAGGACAUGGAUGAAGUCGUGCACACCCCUCGAUCCGUGUCCAUCGAUCCGAGAGCCUACGGGGAGAAGACGGAGGCCGAGAAGCGGAGCGGGUCCAAGGAGCUUUUUAUGGAGGACGUGGCCUUGGAGGACCUCCCGCGGAUGCUGACGGAGGUGAGGUUCGACAAGUUCGAGUUCGAGGUGAUGGUGGACUUUUUGCACGAGGCCCACGGGCGGCUGGCGGCGUCCCGGCAGCUGCAGAUCGCGGAGGACUUCGGGCUGAGCCGCGGGCUCUUCCAGGAGUUCCGGAAGGAGCUGGAAACCAUGAGGGACCUCUUCUAUUCCUUUGACGACACUCGCUCAGGGGUGCUCAAGAAGGUGGAGGUUUGGGUGGCUCUCAGCAACCUGGGCUUGUUGCCCGCCACAGACCAGAACAAGAUGAUCAUGCUGGUGAUGAUCAACGUGGCCUGCGACGGGAUCCAGAGCCCCCUCUGCGCUCGGUUCCGCUCCUCCGUGCCCAGGAAGAGCGCCCGGUGGCAGGGCACCCGGGGCGCGCUGAAGGCGCUGCUGCAGAGCUCGGAGUUCCUCACGCUGGCGUCCCAGUGCGGGCCGCUGGACGAAGGCUGCAUGGAUUUCCCGGGCUUCCUGCAGUUGGUGCAGACCGUGCGGCAGAUGCAGUCGAGGUCUCUGCGCGAGGAGCUCGCGCCCCUCUUCGAGCGGAUGCUUCGAAGGCGGAAGAAGUCGGUGAACUUCGGCUGCGAUGCCGUGGGUAUGCCGGAAGUGUCCCAGGCGCUGGAAGUGCUACAGCUGGGCCCAAAGCACCGAGAAGACCAGACGAAGAUCUUCGAGUUCCUGAACGAGGUGAACGAGUUCGGCUUCAAGCCCUUGACCUUGGACUUCGAGGCCUUUGUGCGCUUCGUGCGCCAGGCCAAGGAGUGGGAGGCCACCCGGACUCGCGUGGACGAUCGCGAGUACGGCAAGGGGCUGGGGCUGAAGGAUGGCAUGGUGGACGAGUAUCGGGUGAUCUUCGACGUCAUCGACAGCUCCGGGGGCGGAGAUCUGGACCUCAUCGGCGUGAAGCGCGCCUGCGGCCUGCUGGGCCUGAAGAGCCUGACCUUCGACGAGCUGAAGGAGCUCUUUGAGACCCUGGACAUCGACAAGAGCGGCACCAUCUCCUUCCUGGAAUUCCUGCACAUGACGUUGCUGGUGAACCCGGGCAAGCAGAGGUUCCGGGCGCCUGCGAAUGGCAGGCCCUUUGCGCCCUUCGAUCUUCGACUUCUGGGCCACACUUAGCAGAAACUCAAAGCGAACAUAUGGCUGUGGG